UUAGCAUGCUUUAAAAAUUGUCAUGGCAUGAAUAAAUUAUAGGUCAAAGGAAUAAAUAAAGUUUUGCCUCAAUUCAAUCUCACAUGUAAAUGCCUCAUUCAAAUGCUAUUCUUCAACGUAUAAACUCUUUUCUGUGCUUAUCAAACAGCUAAGUCAUCAUGCUAAGGUCAAGUUUGUAUGCUCUUCCAUUUCUCAUUCUAUAUGGUCUUAGAAAAUACGUCGAAAGUAAAUGGGGCAAAUGCAAAAAUAAAAUAAAAUUAGAUGGAAAAGUAGUUAUAAUUACUGGGGCGAAUUCAGGAAUUGGCUUAGCAGUAGCCGAAGAAUUGGCUGCCAGAAAUGCCACUGUUAUUUUUGCCUGCAGGGAUUUGAGGAGUGCCGAACUCGCUAUUGAAAGGAUUAGAAAAAUCAAGAGCUCAGCAAAUUUGAUACCUAUGGAGCUAGACCUAGCUUCGUUGAAAUCCAUUGAUAAUUUUGUCAUAAAAUUCAAAAGACAGUUUGACAGUCUAGAUAUUCUCAUCAAUAAUGCAGGAGUGUCUCAGCAAACGAAACGUGAAUUAACCAAGGAUAAUUUGGAGAUCCACUUUGGAGUAAAUUAUCUAGGCCACUUCUAUCUCACCAAUUCACUUCUCGAUAUCUUGGAAAAAUCACGACCCAGUAAAGUUAUAAUUGUUUCAUCCAAGCUCCACGAGAAAGGGCACAUACAUUUAGAUGAUCUUAAUUCAGUAACUCAAAGCAGUAAAAGUCUUUAUUCAAAUUCCAAAUUAGCAAACGUUUUCUUUUGUCAAGAAUUAGCUAGAAGGACACUUAAUAAAGGAAUAGAUAUAUUUGCAGUGUGCCCAGGGUGGGUAUAUACGAAUUUAUUUAGACACUAUAUAAAAUGGUAUCAUUAUGUCCUUUUAUCACCCAUUGCAUUCUUCUUUAUGAGGAGUGCAAAGCAAGGUGCACAAACAAUCGUUUAUUGUGCUACUGAACCUGGUUUACAAACUGGAAUAAUUUAUAGAGAUUGUAGGAUGUAUGAAUCCAAAUAUGAGUUCGAUCCUGUUGUUUCCACACAGUUAUGGACGAAGAGUGAAGAAAUUAUCGAGAAAAUCAAGGAACAACCCCAUUAGCUUAUCUAUUCAUUUUAAUUUAUAUUUUGUUAAAUAUCCAGGUUUUCUUUCGUUUUAAACGUUUGAAAAUUUAAAUGUUGGUUUGAGUGUUGAAUGAGUACCCUAAUAGAAACUAUUGUUUUAAAUAGAAUUAUAUGUAAUUGUUUCAAUAAAUAGUUUGUCAGA
Coccinella septempunctata (seven-spotted ladybird) is the source of this 1274-nucleotide messenger RNA. RefSeq names its product retinol dehydrogenase 11-like. The record is from RefSeq and is a predicted model, not a curated record. Bases 159 to 1109 code for a protein of 316 amino acids. The transcript has a single exon. NCBI's taxonomy places the organism in Eukaryota, Metazoa, Arthropoda, Insecta, Coleoptera, Coccinellidae.